AUGGUGCAGUUUGUUUCUGACAAGACGCGGGCACGUGCCAAGCAAGGGCUCGAUGCUUUGCUUAGUAAACAUCUUCCAGGUUCAGAGAGUGGUGAUGUGAAAAAGGAAGGAGCUGCGGCUAUUGCUCAUGCCAAAAGAGAAAUGAACGUUCUGGGAGCUCAUAGACAGGCUGUUGGCCGAGAACGGGCCAAGGUUGGAAAGAGAAAUAACAAGGCGAUUCGCAAAUCUAAGGCCCUUGAGGAUCGUGUAAACAAAGUUGCGAGACUGCAGGCUGGCGAUUCAAAAGAGGUUGAGGCAGCAGUGGCAGAAAAUGUGCGAAGAAUCAAGUCAUGGGAAAACACAAACUCAAAAGAGAUCAGUGAAUUAGAGUCCAAGAUAAUGCGGAUGCGCAAUACGGAGGCGGCCAGACGGAAGAAGGUCAGACUCAGCAAAGUUAAGAAAGAUCAGUUCCAAAAGAAAAUCAAAAAGGGACUUAUUUCCGUUCCUGGGCUCACGCCCGGUCUGGCGCCUGUUGGAGAGAGCGAUUCGAGUGAUGAGGAAGAUGUCGAUCUGGAUCAAUUACGAGAAAUGGACGAUUACGACGAAUACAAUUAG
Molecule: messenger RNA, 594 nt
Organism: Ogataea philodendri
Lineage: Eukaryota; Fungi; Ascomycota; Pichiomycetes; Pichiales; Pichiaceae
Exons: 1
Coding region: 1-594 (197 amino acids)
Source: RefSeq, a predicted model, not a curated record